AUGGCCUUGUGUCAGAAUCGUCUACAGGAGGAGCGGAAGCAGUGGCGCCGCGACCACCCCUUUGGCUUCUACGCAAAGCCGUCCAGGACAAAGGAGGGUAUCCUCGACCUCAAGAACUGGGAGUGCGGAAUCCCCGGAAGGGAGAAGACGAUCUGGGAGGGCGGCCUGUUCAAGCUGACCAUGGCCUUUCCCGAAGAAUACCCGACAAAGCCACCCAAGUGCAAAUUUGUCCCACCUCUGUUCCACCCCAACGUCUACCCUUCUGGCACCGUAUGCCUGUCCAUUCUCAACGAAGACGAGGCCUGGAAGCCCGCCAUAACGGUCAAGCAGAUCCUCCUGGGAGUUCAGGACCUGCUCAACGACCCCAACCCCGAGUCCCCUGCGCAAGCGGAAGCGUAUAACCUGUUCAGGAAGGACCGGGUGGAAUAUGAGCGAAGGGUCAAGCGCGUAGUGCGCGACAAUCCGGCUCCGUGA
Geosmithia morbida is the source of this 474-nucleotide messenger RNA. RefSeq names its product ubiquitin-conjugating enzyme E2 I. The record is from RefSeq and is a predicted model, not a curated record. Bases 1 to 474 code for a protein of 157 amino acids. Gene Ontology annotation, cellular component: nucleus. NCBI's taxonomy places the organism in Eukaryota, Fungi, Ascomycota, Sordariomycetes, Hypocreales, Bionectriaceae. The transcript has 4 exons. Gene Ontology annotation, molecular function: SUMO conjugating enzyme activity. Gene Ontology annotation, biological process: protein sumoylation.